Molecule: messenger RNA, 968 nt
Organism: Danio rerio (zebrafish)
Lineage: Eukaryota; Metazoa; Chordata; Actinopteri; Cypriniformes; Danionidae
Gene: sec61b
Product: SEC61 translocon subunit beta
Biological process (GO): intracellular protein transport
Cellular component (GO): endoplasmic reticulum membrane; membrane; Sec61 translocon complex
Source: RefSeq, marked validated
AAAAUGUCUGCCCAAUUCGGUACACAUCACCCAUCGCAUUUGACACGUCACUGCACUACCUAAUCCCGCCUUAAGUUUUUCGCAAAAUAAACUCUGAAGCCAGGCAGCAUCGGGUAGUUUUGUUAAUUUGUAUUAGAAUCGUCGGGGCACUUCUGUCAAAUAUAGAAUCAAAGCACAUCUUAAAUUCGUUAAAAGGUAAAGCUCAGGUUCACGGUUUAGAUCAGGCACGCUACUGGCUUCUAUGUAGGUCCUUUCUUUAGCUGUCGUGGCCUUCUCAGCGAGACGUCAUCACUAGGCUUUCUUUUCUAGUGGUCUGCAUCGGCUGGGGUUCAGUCAGAGUCAGUCUAGAUUCAUCCUUUUUUUGCCAGUCGUCUAAAACACAGCUUUACACACAAUGCCUGGACCCGCAGCUAGUGCAACAAAUGUUGGUGCCUCCAGCCGUUCCCCCAGUAAGACGGUGGCUCCCCGCACUGCUGGUACCUCAGCCAGACAAAGGAAAGCCACAAGCAGCAGUGCACGCAGCGGAGGCAGAUCCACAGCUUCUGCAGGCACAGGAGGAAUGUGGCGCUUUUACACUGAAGAUUCACCAGGGCUUAAAGUUGGCCCAGUUCCAGUUUUGGUGAUGAGUCUGCUGUUUAUCGCAUCUGUCUUCAUGCUGCACAUCUGGGGAAAGUACACCCGCUCCUAAGCCUGCAUGACCUCCGGACUCCACCCUCAAGCCUGACGCAGAAUCUUAAGUCUUUGGACUUGGACCAAACUCUGACCAUCAAUCCCUUUUUUUUUCCCUUUCAUAACCUCCAUUUCAAGGGUUUUCACCCCAGAAGAGUUUACCCAGCCACUACAAACAUUUGGAAAUUGGAGUAAAAAAAAAAAAAAAUUCAGAGCAGGACUUUUUUUUUUUUUUUUUUUUUUUAAACAUUUGUACAAACUAACAUGUAAAAUUGUACAAUAAAAUGCUGUAAAAUGUU